Molecule: messenger RNA, 4154 nt
Organism: Podarcis muralis (Common wall lizard)
Lineage: Eukaryota; Metazoa; Chordata; Lepidosauria; Squamata; Lacertidae
Gene: BBS1
Product: Bardet-Biedl syndrome 1
Biological process (GO): non-motile cilium assembly; protein localization to cilium
Cellular component (GO): axoneme; centrosome; BBSome
Molecular function (GO): patched binding; smoothened binding
Source: RefSeq, a predicted model, not a curated record
GGGGGGGAGGAGGCUGGUGCCUGCAGGUCGGACUCCUGGGUUCCCUAGAAGGAAAGUGGGUGCGCAUGCGUUUGUUUUGGUUUCCAUCCCACCCCCUCUGGUUGGUGACGCGUGUCUGCACUGUGACCAGUUCCUCCCCCUCUAUCUCACCCCCGAGGAGGAGCCCUGUCGCAGCUGCACCACGGAGGCAGGCAGAAAUCCAACAGCAUUCAAGCCAAUUCCAAAUGGCUGGAUGCCCACUACGACCCAGUGGCCAGCCUCUACACCUUUUCCUCUUGCGUCACCCUGGCUGACCUGCAUGGUGAUGGAGACUGUAAGCUGGUGGUGGGCGACUUGGGCCCUACAGGACAUGAGAUGAAGUUGAAGGUGUACCAUGGCAUGGACCUCCUGAGCGAGAAUGUCCUGUUGGACUUGCCCACAAGUGUGGCUGCCUUCCUGAUGGAGCGUCAUGAACUGUGUGUUCCUGCUGUGGGGGUGGCUGCCGGUCCCUACAUCUACGUGUACAAGAACAUGCGCCCCUACUUCCGCUAUGCUCUGCCCCCCUUGGAAGUCAACUCCACAGAGAAGGAUGUCUGGGAGCAGGCAAAGGAGGACAAGGUUGACCUUCUGUCAAUGAAGGAGACACUGGAGAUGAUCCGGGAAAACGCAGACAGAGAAAAUACGGAGCCGCCCUUGUCAGUGCAGUCCUUGAGGUUCCUGGCCCUUGACCCUCCUGAGAUGGAGUCCUUUGUGAACCAGUAUAAAAUGCAGCCGCUCAAGCGCCAGUCACUGAUUACCUGCAUGACUACCCUGAAGAAGAGCCUGGCAGACGAGGGCUCUAUCAGCUGCCUGGUGCUUGGGACGGAGAACAGCGACAUCAUCAUCUUGGAUCCUGAGCCCUUCAGUAUGCUGGUGCAGACAAAGGUACCAAGCGUGCCAGCCUUUCUGGACGUCACAGGACAGUACGAUGUGGAAUAUCGGCUCAUAGUGGCCUGCCGUAAUGGGUGCAUCUACAUCCUCCGCAGGAACUCCAAGCGACAUAAAUACUGCAUUGAGCUGAGUUCUCAAGCCGUGGGCUUGUCCUGGGUCCAAAAGAACAUUGUGGUGGCCUGCUCCGACGAAACCCUUCAAAGCUUUACUCAGAAGGGGAAGAAGCUCUGGGUGGUCCCGUUGCCAGCCACCCCCAUCACUCUGAGUCUCAUAGAUGAGAAGUUCCAAAGCUUCCAUGCUGUGCUGGUCGCCUUGGCCAAUAUGGAGGUGCACAUAUACCAGGACAAGAACCUUGUGAACAUCAUCCAAACGCAGGACGUUGUCAGCAGCAUCUGCUUCGGCCGCUAUGGGAGGGAAGAUAACACGCUUGUCAUGACCACCAAAGGCGGGGGCCUGAUCAUCAAGAUCCUAAAACGCACUGCCACGUUUGACAAGCGGGAUGCGGUUGUCGGAGCCCCUGUCGCCCAGAGCAUCAAGCUCAACGUGCCCAAGAAGACAAAGCUGUAUGUGGACCAGACGCUACGGGAGCGGGAGAGUGGCGUGGCCAUGCACCGGGUGUUUCAGACGGACCUGAGCCGCAUCCGACUCAUGGCGGCCCGAGCCUACGCCCAAGCGCUUCAGUGCAACAUGACGCCUGUGUCUGAGUCGGCGCAGGAGCAGCUGAAGAUGAACGCUGUGGUCCAGGGCAUGGGCCCUACCUUCAAGUUGACCCUUAACCUCCAGAACAUGUCAGAUACCCGUGCAGUCGCCAACCUUCUCAUCAGCUUCCUGUAUGAUGAAAAACUCUACUCCAUAGAGCAUCCUUUCUUUAAGACUCCCAUGUUGGUUCCAGGAUUGAAUUACCCUCUGGCCACCUUUGUGGAGUGUCUGAGUGAACAAGGGACCUCGGAUAUUAUUAAGGUGUUUGUGUUGCACGAGGGGGAGCCUGAACCACUGCUGACGGCGCACAUCAACAUGCCUGUCAGCGAAGGCCUGGCAGCCGUGUGAGCUCAAGGUCGAGUGUGAGCUCAGGGUCGAGCGGAGGAGAGGAAAAGGGCCAACCCACUUGUACUCUUCUCUCUGGGCCGUGUGCCUCAGCAGUAGCAUAGACUUUACCUCCAUCAGUUCUAGGAAGGGCCACCUGGAGAGGAGCACCACCCUAGGAUAGCCGGCGUCAUUUGCGAUGGAGGUAUGCGGAGUUCCUCCUCACACUGAGGAAGAGCCCACAUCCAGGGGCUGCCACAGGAUUAGCCGCAGCUCGUCUUCUGGGCCCAGAAGUGGAGAGGUGGAACAGCAAAUGAAGUCCAGUGGUUCAAGAGCCCAAUAAAUUUUAUUUAUUCUUAUGUUUGACUUUGGGGCAUGUAUCUGGGUGAAGGUGUUUGGAGCAUUGGAGAAGGAUGUACAGUCAUACCUCGGAAUGAAUACGCUUCAGGUUGAGCAUUUUCAGGUUGUGCUCCGCGGUGACCCAGAAGUAACAGAACGUGUUACUUCCGGGUUUUGCCACUUGCACAUGCGCAGACGCUCAAAAUGAUAUUCCACGUGCAUGCAUGGAAGUGGCGAAACGCGACACGCACAGUCACAUAUUACGUUCGCUUCAGGAUGCGAACGGGGCUCCAGAACAGAUCCCAUUCGAAUCCAGAGGUACCACUGUACAGAAAAGAUCAGGGGGCUUGAGCACCUCUGCUAUGAUUGGAAGUCAAAAUUUGUUGGACUUUUUUUCUUUAGAGAAGAGGGAUAUGGCCAUUGAUUGAUUGAUUGAUUGAAUUUAUAUACCGCCCUAUACCCAGAGGUCUCAGGGCAGCUCACAGAACAAAAUCAAAAUACAAAACCACAAAAUAUAUAAUUAAAGUAAAAGCAACAUCCCAGUAACCCCUUUUGAGCAUAAGGGUGCGGGGGGAGAGAUGAAGGCAGAACCCCUGUGCGGUUGUUUCCAGGUUUGAAUGAGUCCUCAGUGGGCUCUCCUUCUUCCCCAGAGCUCCCUUCUCCUGCUUAUGGCUAUUCCUGGCUAGAGCAAUAGAUGGUAUCAGGCCAUUAUUUAAGAUUUCGGACAGUGCCCUCACAAUGCCUGAUGCUUCCACUGCUCUGGAGCAUAGUGGGAAAUAUAGAUUCACAUGCAGCAGCCACUUGGCCCAGGACAAGCAUCAGCUCCACAAAGCCCUCCACUCCCAAUGGUUUCCCAAGACAUUUGCAUGCUGACACUGGGACCUGAAUUCAUGUCACAUGUGGAACUGGGCUGCCCAUCUAUUAGGUUCUCUGUUUUGAGACGUGGGCUGGGGGAGAAUUUAAUUCCACUCAAACUGAAAUGUAAAUCUUCCCAAUCCACAGUGAUGCACAGUGUGGAGGGAGUAGAUGGAGAGAAGUUUUUCUCCCUCUCAUAAUGCUGUAACAUGGGGUUAUCCAGCGAAGCUGAAGGGGAGAGGGGGAGGCCAGACAACAAGAAGUCCUUCUUCACCUUCGACCUAUCUUUUGGGUUCUGGGGUGCUGCAGACGAGGAGCAAGAGCCCUCAAGGUCUGAACCAAAGUUUGGUUUCAGGAAGCCACAGUCAUCUCGGGAGCAGGUUCCCUCCUGUGAAAGCAGAUUUCCUCAUAUGACUUCUGAUAUCUUGUGUAUCCCUGCUGAAAUCCAAGAAAGCCUUUGUGACCCUUUUCGUUUUGUUUUAUUUGAAGUCCUGCGAGUCAGUAUCAGGGCUCAUUAUUUGCUCCACAGAUAUCUAUGGUUGUCUUUUUAUUUGGCAUACUCCCUGUUCCGAGUUACUUGUGUUUUCUGUUGGACUAAACUGGAAUGUAGAAGAUAAGAAUGAAAAAGACACUCCACGUGGCAUAAAACAUAGGAGGAGAUAGGCAUGAAAGAACAUGAAUACUCUCUAUGUUGGGCUUCUCAAGGCUGAGGCUGGUGAUUUCUGCUCUAGAUAACAGCACAGCUGGUGACUAUUAUCCUUCUUUAUAACAUAAACACCAACAUGAGAAUUUAAUUCUCAGGUUGUCUGGGGCAGGUCACGAAGUAGAAGAGAUUGCUUUGAAUCAAUGCAUAGUUCACACCAAAGCUUCUUUAUAUUUAGAUGGAAUUUUGAAUAUAUUUUGUCUGUCUCCAGAUUUCACUUCCCUUUUGUUUUUCCAAUUCUGUUAUUCUGUGAUCAUAUUGUGGUUUGUUGUACCAUCUCAUACAACACUGUUGAGAACAUAAACUUUGGGUCAUUCUCCUUUGA